CAACAACAAGAUUUGUUUGAGCUGUAGUCAAGUACUCCGCAUAUAUCAGUGCACGGACCACAUAAACUCCAAAGUACUUUACGCGAACGACACGACCUUGACGCGACGAUAGGAAACCAUGGGAGCCUCGGCGAGAUGAGGUUCAGGAGCCAGCUCACCAAUAUCAGCACUUUUGCCAAAUUCACGGCAUCUCUCUCAUCGCUGGGGAAGAUAUGUUGGAUGAGGCUGGAAGAUGAGGUAGUCCGGUUUACGAUUAUCCCUGACCAGGGGACGCAGGUUUGGGCGCAGUUACCGAUUGAAACCAUAUUCGACGAAACAUACACGAUCCAAUCUGCCACAGGAGUAAUCAAUCUUGAGGUCCCCAUCGGGGCCCUGCAUCGAGCGCUACGAUCUGCCAUCGGCGCAAACUCAGCACAGCUCCGUCUGACGAAGAAAGGCCCCGUACCUCUUCUCGCACUCACGAUCCGUGCAUCAUCAUGGACCGCUGGGACGAAUGCGCUUGGAAUCGAGUCAGAGAGCACAGGUGAAGGCAUCACUGAUAUCCCUCCAGCAUUCAACACCAGUAUCGAAGACGAUGAAAGUCGUCGUCGUGGACCUCGCGAACGCGAAACUGUCAUCACGCAGGAAAUCCCAGUCAAGGUCCUGCACCAAUCGACAGUGGAAGGAUUGCAUGAGCCGCGAUGUCGUCCGCCAGACGUGCACAUUAUCCUACCUAGUCUGAUACAGUUGAAAAGUAUCUCUGAACGAUUCAAUAAGCUAGCGAUGGACACGAGUAGCGGCAGGACCGCUACCGCCGGUAACGGGUUAUCUGGCUCGUCAGGGCCCAAGCUUGAGCUGAGUGCUAACAUGCAUGGUUCUUUGAAACUUGCCAUUGCUACAGAUGCCUUGCGGAUUUCAAGCGUGUGGUCGGGCCUGAUUAACCCACCGCUGGAUCCGGAGCAGCUAUCGCAGUCAGAGAUGGACCAGCUUCCGAGUGAACGGAUGAGAUUACUGGGCGGUGAGAAUGGAGAGAAUGAGGCCGGUUGGGCGAAAGUGAGAAUUGAUGGGAAGGACUGGGGUCGCGUGUUGAGUGUGGGACGGUUGAGUCCGAAGGUCGUUGCGUGUUUCAUCCAUGAGACUGCACUCAUUCUAUAUGUCUACCUCCAUGGGAGCUGGGCCGGAGAAGAUUCAUGUUUAACAUAUUAUAUCAAUUCGUAUGCCACGUGAACCAAGCAAAAUGUUAAAAGAACUAUCGGAAUACUAGUAAUAUCAAUCUUGUGAACCGGCAGUGUACUCAUUCCAAGACAUCUUAUAACAAUGUAGAAGAGGCUCGGAAUUAUCACUUAGGUAAUAGAAUGUUUGAGGAGUCUCUGAUGUCAGAACCUAUCGAUAGUAUCUUAAUCACACAUGUUACUAUACGUGUG
Messenger RNA from Paecilomyces variotii, 1403 nucleotides. RefSeq names its product cell cycle checkpoint protein. Gene Ontology annotation, cellular component: nucleolus; site of double-strand break; checkpoint clamp complex. The record is from RefSeq and is a predicted model, not a curated record. Gene Ontology annotation, biological process: mitotic intra-S DNA damage checkpoint signaling; telomere maintenance; mitotic DNA replication checkpoint signaling. The coding region runs from base 136 to 1206 and encodes 356 amino acids. Lineage: Eukaryota; Fungi; Ascomycota; Eurotiomycetes; Eurotiales; Thermoascaceae. The transcript has 5 exons.